Messenger RNA from Ascoidea rubescens DSM 1968, 2802 nucleotides. It is a transcript of the gene MIY2, whose product is annotated as ubiquitinyl hydrolase 1. Gene Ontology annotation, cellular component: cell periphery; cytosol. Gene Ontology annotation, molecular function: K48-linked deubiquitinase activity; cysteine-type carboxypeptidase activity; cysteine-type deubiquitinase activity. Gene Ontology annotation, biological process: protein K48-linked deubiquitination. NCBI's taxonomy places the organism in Eukaryota, Fungi, Ascomycota, Saccharomycetes, Ascoideales, Ascoideaceae. The record is from RefSeq and is a predicted model, not a curated record. Bases 1 to 2802 code for a protein of 933 amino acids. The transcript has a single exon.
AUGAUUUCCUCUGCUCAGUUGCAACCCAAUUCACAGCCUACACUGUCUGCUCACUAUCCCUCGAUCCACGAAUCUUCCAAUGCAAACUCGAAUGCUAAUAUCAGUUCCAAAUCAAAAACCAAUUUGAACACCAAUUCAAGCUCGAUUGCUGAUCCAAAUGUCUUUAAAACAAAAAAGAUCAAAUGGCUUAAUCCAGUUUUUAAUACCUACUUGCUUUCUCGUAUUUUGAUCCAAAAUUCUAAUGGUCCUUGUGCCUUGUUAUCAAUAAUCAACACCAUGAUUUUGAGCUAUCAGCUAAGCUAUAAUUUAAAUUUUGAUGCUAAUUCUGAUGUCAAUGGUGGGAUAUUUAACAUCACUAUUGAGGAAAACAGAAACAAACAAAUAGAGGCAUUGAUUAGAUCUGUCUAUUUAAAAGAAACCUUGGACCUAAAUGAAUUAAUAGACCACUUGGCUAACAUUAUGCUAUAUAAUACCAACCAAUUGGAAAAGAAAAAAGAGAAAAAAAUAAUUGAAGAUGGUUUGAAUUUCACCUUUGAAAGUGAUUACAAUUAUAAUUAUGAUCACCCAGAUAGUAUUAAUGAAAUCGAUAAAGGGAAAGGAAAAGAAAAAGAAAUAGAAAACAGAAAUGCUGAUAUUAUCGAUUUGUCUAUGAACAACAAUAAUGCUUUUAAUUACGACAUUGAUUUUGAUUUUGAUUUUGAUAACAAUGAUGCAAAUUUGGUUUUGAAUCUUUUGCCCAAUUUACAUCAAGGUUUAAAUAUUAACCCAAAUUUUCUCAAUAAUGGUUUCGAUAAAACCAAUAUAUCAAAUAUGUUUGAUAUCAAUAAAGAUGACUUUGAUUUAGAUUAUUUUUUCAAUGGUUCACACUAUUUUAAAAAAGCAGACGAUAUAUCAGCUAAUGAUAUAACUAUAGAUAAAAGCAAUCGAAAUAAUGACAACAUCAAUCCAGAACUUUCUCUCUUUAAAGUUUACAAUCUAUUACUACUACAUGGAUGGACAAUUGAUACAAACAAUAAUAGAGCUACAAAAAAUGAAACUUUUACUGAUGAUGCUAAUAUUUUUAAUGAUGGUAAUGAAAUUAAUAAUAGUAAAAAUUUAAACGAGCUUGAUAACGAAUCAAUUAUAUUGAAUAAUUUAUUAAAAUAUUUCAAAAACUAUGAAAAUUUACAAAAUUUUUUACUUUAUAUUCAAAUUUAUUUCCAGAAUUUCAACUUAUUUAAUAUCAAUGAUGACCAUAAAUUAAUUGAUAAAAUUAAAAUUGAUUUAUUCUAUGAUAGCAGCAAAAAUGAAAAAUCAAACGAUAAGAAUAUUAUUAAUGAAAAAACAAAUAACUCAAAUUUAGAUGAAAAUCUCAUUUUUAAUUGUGGAGAAACAAUUAUAAAAAUUGAUGAAGGAGAUGGAAGUUCCAAAGAGUCAUUUUUGAAUCCAUUUCAUAACUUAAAUGAGAUAAAUUCUAUCAAAAGUGUAGAGAAUAGUAUUCGAGAAAAAAGUAAUAAAGAAAAUAAAAAUGAAACAUUUGAUCAAAAUAGUUCUUCUAAUGAAAGUUUGGGCUCAAACCCUUUUAAUAAUUAUAAUAAAAAAAGAGAAAAAUUAAUAGAAAAUUCUGAAAAAGUAACCAUUACAAAAUCUUCCAACGAUUUGAAUAAAGAAAUCAAAAAGGAUUUAGAUAAAGAAACCGACAAAGAUUUAAAAAAGAAUAUUGAUAAAGAUUUAGACCAAGAUAUAGACAUUGAUUCAGAUAAAGAUUCAAAUAAAGAAUUGCAUAAAGAAUUGCAUAAAGAUUCAACUAAAGAUUCGAGUAAAGAUUUAGAUGAAAAUCUAGACAAAAAAUUGAAUGAAAACAUUGAAGCGAAAAAUAUUGUUGAGAAAAACGUUAAUAGUAAUAUUAAUAUUAACGAUAAUAACGAUGAAUAUGAAAAAUUAUCCAUUAAAGAUAAAAAAUUAAUUUAUUUUAAUUAUUUGUUAAGAAGAUGGUUAAAUUAUACAUCUACUCAAUUAACCAAAUUUGGACUAGAAAAGUUGAAUUCUAGGAUGAAAUCUAAUUCAUUUUCAAUCUUUUUUAGAAAUGAUCAUUUCAAUACUAUGAUUAAAUUUAAAGAUUUAGAAAAAAAUGAAAAAGAAAGCUUAUUUAUAUUAGUUACAGAUGAGGGAUUUCUUAAACAAAAUCAAAUAGUUUGGAGUGAACUAAAGUCUGUUGAUGGUUCAAAUGAUAAUUUCUAUAAUGGGGAAUUCAAAGAAAUAAAAUUUAUACCUAGGAAAAUUAUUGAGAAGAAAACUAUUAAUAACAGUAAAAAUUCAAGUAAUACUUCUCCAAUCACAACUACUAUUACCACUGAUACUGUUGCUGCUAAUAGUAGUAAUUAUAAACCAAACACUAUUAAAGAAACAGGGUUUAGUAAGGAUUUGUACAAAACUGGGGAUAUAUAUAACACUAAUAGUUUUACUAUAGGUAGUGGAAUUGAAGAAAGUGAAGAUUAUUUAUUAGCUAAACAGAUUCAGUUAGAGGAGGAUGAACGAGUUGCAAAGGAAUUACAGAAUUUUUACAAUAAAAAGAAAAGAAAUGAAAAGAGUUACAAUGUGAAAAAACCAGUAAAACAAAAAGACAGUGCUGGAGAACGUAAAGGGGCUUUUAAAAGCAAAAAACUUUUUAGUUCAGCUUUCAACACAAAUAUAAAUAAUUCGGGUGGUGAUGCAAAACCCAACACAGGGUUUGAAAACAAUAGCAAUAUCGGUAAUAAUGAGGGAAAUGAUAAUAUAACUGGUAAAAAAGAUAGAAGUUCCAAAGAUUGUAUUAUGAUGUAA